Messenger RNA from Penicillium mononematosum, 2034 nucleotides. Its product is annotated as WD40 repeat domain-containing protein. The transcript has a single exon. Gene Ontology annotation, molecular function: protein binding. The record is from RefSeq and is a predicted model, not a curated record. NCBI's taxonomy places the organism in Eukaryota, Fungi, Ascomycota, Eurotiomycetes, Eurotiales, Aspergillaceae. The coding region runs from base 1 to 2034 and encodes 677 amino acids.
AUGUCCACCAUCUCAUAUCCCAAAUCGGCGCGGCUGAUGAGCGUGGCGGUAUCAAAUAAGUACAUGGCCACGGGCAUGGCGGAGGGGCAAAUCAUAGUUUACGAUAUUACCACAUGUCAGGAAUGCAAUACUUUCUACCAACAAGGGGCGGUAUUGAAAUUGGCAUUCGGGGAGAGCGGAAACUACCUCGCGUCGGCCGGUAUAAAGUCGGUGUCUGUGUGGAAUCUGGACUCCUGGUCCAAGAUUUGCACGCUCCCAAUCUCAGCGAUGUGCAUUGCCCUGACAUUUACAGAAAACGACUGCUUUCUGCUUGGUGCAUUGAGGAACAAUCAGCUGGUUUGCUGGGAUAUCCAAAACGGUGGGAUCACACCGGACGAGCCGAUCAAUUGGACACAUGAUUUUGAGAAUCGUGAUAUCCAGUUCAGACAACCUCUGGGCGCAGAGUUCUGUCCUCAGCAAAAGCUCCUGGCAAUCAUGUAUAAAGGGGAGUACCUUAUUUUGUGGGAUUUUGAACUAGAACGAAUCCACGAUAUAUACAAAAAGGAGUCCGGGUCUCUAUAUGAGCCGCUGAAAAGAAGCAACGGAAGCACAACAGUUUGGACUGUCGCCUUCAGCCCCGCUAUCGACGCGAGUGUCCUCGUUGCGGCCUACUCAGAUGGAGAUGCUGUGGUGUAUGAUACCUUGUCCGGUAGCGUUCGAGGCGUUCUACGGGGGGUGAAUGCUCAGGCGCUGGCGUGCUCCCCAGACGGCCGCACAUUAGCAACUGCCGACUCACGGGGCACGAUUCGGCUCUACGAUAUGGAGAUACUCAAAAUGAUAUAUCAGCUAAAGUUCAAUGGGGACCCGUUCGGAUCCGAAGCCCUCGCCUUCACUUCAGACAGCAGUCGACUCCUCGACGUUCGGACCCGCCAAUGCCGGAUCUGGGACCCCGCAGUGUUGCAGAGACAAGAUCUCGACGAUAUAAACAGUGACACGGUGUCCGUCUCAACUAACCCUCAAGAGAUAGACUACCAGAUUCGGGAAGCCGUAAGCAUCACGUCCAUUGUCUGCGUCCCGUCUGCCUCAAUUGAUUUCUGUGGAAAGAUGGAUGGAUCCGUGCAUGUCUACGACUUUGCCUCUGAGCUCCGGAGCCAGCAACUGUUUGUACAAACUCCUGGAAUUUUUAUCAAGUUCCUCCACUUCGACGAGGGCAUUCUCGCCUGCGCAGUCUGCGCCGGUCACGUAGUGAGCAGGAGACUUACGCGACGACCACGAUCGGGGUGGGAUAUCCAGGAUCCUUUUCUGGAUUUACACGUUGGAACAAGUAUACAGCAACUGCUUGUCUGUAGCAAGAAAUCCCGGCUUCUUGUAACCACCAAAUCAGAGGAUACUCUUUGGGAUCUGACUGACUCUAGGGAUAAGGGUCCUCUAAUUUGCAAUAAAGUCAAAGGCAAAAGAUAUUGGGUUCAGAGUGCCGCACAUCCCGAUAAUCUACUCCUUGUAACGCCCACUGGAGCAAUGGCGUACAACUGGAUCUCUCUGGAAUGCCUCAACACUGUUUCUCCGGAUCAUCUACUCGACCCCUCGACGGUGAUCGAUCGUGUGACUCCUCUCCAUCAUCCCCAUUGCUUCGCGACAAUAACGAAAGACACCUCGCCUACUCAGUCCUCUCAGCCACAGAUAUAUGUAUGGGAUUUUAGAGACUUCAGUUCAGAUAGGACGAUGCAAUCCCCUGUACACAGCUUUGGUACCAUGUCCUCAAGAGUUGAAGCCCUUAUUGGGGCGCUUGAUGAACGUUUAGUCCACCUCGACACUGACCGCUGGGUGUGCUCCAUCAAUCUAGAAAAGACGGAGGAGCCUGUCAUAAGACAUUUCUUUAUUCCUAAUGACUGGGUGAUUCCCACGGAUCAGAUGCUACUGGAUAUUGGACGCACGGUUGAGAUUAUCUUUGUCAAACUAAAUGAACUUGUCGUUGUCAAGCGAGGUCUUGAAUUCACACCCCACGGCAAUGUUGAUGGGUCCAAAAAAGGUAGCUUAACUUUCAGGGUUGGUUAG